Molecule: messenger RNA, 1392 nt
Organism: Rosa rugosa (rugosa rose)
Lineage: Eukaryota; Viridiplantae; Streptophyta; Magnoliopsida; Rosales; Rosaceae
Product: G-type lectin S-receptor-like serine/threonine-protein kinase At1g61490
Exons: 6
Coding region: 1-1392 (463 amino acids)
Biological process (GO): protein phosphorylation; recognition of pollen
Molecular function (GO): protein kinase activity; ATP binding
Source: RefSeq, a predicted model, not a curated record
AUGGGAGCUGAUCAUUUCAUAUGGCGGAGCUUUGAUUAUCCUGGUGACACAAUGCUGCCUAACAUGGUGCUGGGAUACAAUAGAAAAUCUGGAAAGAGCAAUAUCUUGACAGCCUGGAAAAAUGAGAAUGAUCCAUCCACUGCGAUAUUCUCGGUUGCAGGUGGAUUGGCAAAGGAGAUGCCAGGACAAAUGAGCAUGUGGAACAUGGAACUAUUUCUUUCACUUAUAGAGUAUUUGAUGGAAACUCUCGCAUAUAUGGACAUCUCCCCAGAAGGAAAGCUCAAGCUCAUGCAUUCAGAUAAUGGUGGGAACUGGCAUGUCUACUGGCAGGCACAACAGAAUCCAUGUGACAUCUAUGGAGCAUGUGGACCUUUUGGGGUUUGCAAUAAUGCUUCUGCAUCUUCAAUCUGCAGGUGUUUGAAAGGGUUUGUACCCAAGUCAGACAAUGAAUGGAGCAAAAGAAACUGGACAGGAGGGUGUGUAAGAGAAACAAAUUUACUUUGCGAGAGUCACACAAGUCAGUCAGUUUCACUAAAAGAAGAAAAAGAUAAGUUUGAGAAGAUGGUAAUGGUGAAAGUACCAGAUAUUCAUGAAUAUAGGCCAUUACAGGCAGAAGGCAAAUCGGAGCACUGCAAGUUAAAAUGUCUACAUAAUUGUUCUUGCCUGGCUUAUGCUUUUGUCAACGAAAUAGGUUGUUUGGUAUGGUCCAAAGACCUUGUUGAUAUACAGGAGUUUCCCUCUGGCGGAGUAGAUCUUUUUAUCCGCCUAGCCCACUCAGGAGGCAUCAAAGCAACAACAAGGCUCCUUGGAUUGACUGGUAAAGUCCAGAGAUCAGGAAACUCUCUUCAAGAGUACAUGAGAAAGCAUGAUCUAUCAGAGCUAUUAAUCUUUAACUUUGACAGCAUAUCGAUUGCUACAAACAAUUUCAUCAUCACAAACAAACUCGGGGAAGGAGGCUUUGGCCUGGUAAUACAUAGAGAUUUGAAGGUCAGCAACAUUCUCUUGGAUGAGAAAAUGAACCCAAAAAUUUCAGAUUUUGGAUUGGUACGUAUUGUUCAUGGGAGGGAUCUAGAAAAUACACAGAAGGUUGUGGGAACACUAGGCUAUAUGUCUCCGGAGUAUGCCAUGGGAGGAAUAUUUUCAGAAAAAUCAGGAGUCUACAGCUUUGGGGUCUUGGUAUUGGAAAUCAUUAGCAGCAAGAAGAAUAGCAACUUCUAUUACCAUGAACAACAGCUCGGCUUGCUAGCCUAUGCAUGGCCCUUGUGGACUGAAGGCAAGGGACUGGACUUUGUAGAUGAAGAACUUCUCCACAACCUAAGCAGCCUACAUUUGCUUGGAAAAGUUCUGUCCCACAGCUUCAAAAUAGUUGCUCCACAAGUGACACUACCAUAA